UAUAGCUACAAUGGGCGGAGGGAUGCUCUCAUGCCAUAACGUCAUUCAUGCGGUUUGUUGUGAUUGGAGCAUAGGAGGAAAGUCUGCUGAAGUGUUAAGUGGACUUUUGUGGAAAAUUCUGGAGGAAUGCAAUCGUCUUAAUGCCAAAUCUGUGGCGAUGCCUUUGUUGGGAACAGGGAAACACAAUUUUCAGGAAACUGUUGUUUUACGUUUAAUGAGAGAAAAGUUCGAAAUAUUCAGUUCCAAAUUUACAAAAAGUUUACUAAAGGAAAUCAUUUUGGUAAGAUAUGAUCCGGGAGGAACACGAAAAAAGAACUUAAACGACGACGCUUCAUCGCAUAAAAAGCCGAGUUUUGUUCCUCUUGCGUUUGGCUGCGGCAAAGAGUCCAUAACGCUUCAGGUUAUGGGACGUUCCGACCAAAAAAUGUUGUUCGCCUUUCAAAAAAUCGACGAGUUUAUCCAUCACAACAUCAUCACAAAGAAGGUUGAUCAUAAAAAUCUUUACGAUGUUCUCCUAAAAUAUGCAAGUGAAUUGAAAAAGAUUGCAACGGAUGCUCGCAUAAGGAUGGAAUGUGAGAAUGAACAGACGAUUUCAUUGACAGGUUUGAACACCAAUGUUAUUCAAACGAGCACAAUUCUCAAAGAUUUCAUAAGCAAGCUCACUGAAGAUGAAAAAAGACUUAAACGACUGACAUACCUGUCAGAAAACGUUCAAUGGAGUUACCAAGAUGUACACAAUAAAGUUAUCCAUUAUAAUAAAGAGUUGAGCAGUAUACUCGAGAUUGCUCGAAUGCAUGAUGAACAAACAGUGGAGUUCACAGAAUCAGAUGGACAAGUAUUCAAUGUAGAUUUCUCACAAAUGAAAGCCACCAGCAGAAGGACGGGUGAAACAAAGACAUUGUUGAGAAAGAUAAUUGGAUUUAAUUCUGUUCCAUCAAGUUGGUCACCCCAGCCUUCCGAUCAAGUUGUCAAUCUUGUCGGACUGACACGAUCAUCCUCUGAAUACAUCGAGAUUAAAGAUUACUUUGUGGCUCGAGGAGGAAGAUCUGAUCAAAUUUAUGAGAUUAAUAGAAUACAGAACCCUCGUUUGUAUUCUCGCUACCAGGCCUUUAAGAGUUCCAUGUGUGGUGAUGUGAAUGAAAUGCGUCUUUUUCACGGCACUAAUCCAAACAACGUUCGUUCAAUAAAUUCAAAUAACUUCAGCCGAAGCUUUGCAGGAGUAAAUGCUGUAAAAUAUGGAAACGGAGUAUAUUUUGCCAGAGAUGCAUCGUAUUCUCUCAAGUACUCUCUUCAUCAGUGUUCUGGAUCGCAACCAAAGAUGUACAUCGCCAAAGUUCUUGUUGGAGCGUACACAUUGGGUAAGGAGGGACUAAAGGAGCCACCAUCAAGAAAUGAUCCCGGUAACCCAGGUCUACUCUAUGAUUCUGUUGUGGAUACUCCAAGCAAUCCAACAAUAUUCGUCAUUUUCCAAGAUAACCAGUCCUAUCCUGAGUAUCUUAUAACAUUAAACAAACAAUAAAGCAGUUUCAGGAGACUUUCGUCUCUAAAUACGAAGUAAAAAAGUUCUGCAAUUCUUAUUUUAGUAAUGAUCAAUUUUAUUCUGCACAUUUCUUUUACAAGCUAGAGACAUUUCUAUAUAUUUUUCUUAACUACAAGUUUGUGUUAUGCAUUCUACGUAAACAUUUGAUAUUUACUGCUGAAUUCAGUAAUGUGAAUAUAGCUGAUUUCAUUUUCUUUCUCGACAACAUGUCGUAGAUAUUUAUUCUUUUCAAUUUAAUUUACUGUAAACUCCAUUCACAUGUACAACAAUGUAACAUUAAAUCUUCUGUUGAGAUGA
Messenger RNA from Xenia sp. Carnegie-2017, 1837 nucleotides. Its product is annotated as protein mono-ADP-ribosyltransferase PARP14-like. Gene Ontology annotation, cellular component: nucleus; cytoplasm. Gene Ontology annotation, molecular function: transcription corepressor activity; NAD+ poly-ADP-ribosyltransferase activity. Bases 11 to 1519 code for a protein of 502 amino acids. The transcript is spliced from 5 exons. The record is from RefSeq and is a predicted model, not a curated record. Gene Ontology annotation, biological process: negative regulation of gene expression. NCBI's taxonomy places the organism in Eukaryota, Metazoa, Cnidaria, Anthozoa, Malacalcyonacea, Xeniidae.